Molecule: messenger RNA, 1329 nt
Organism: Cylindrotheca closterium
Lineage: Eukaryota; Bacillariophyta; Bacillariophyceae; Bacillariales; Bacillariaceae
Source: the annotation of a GenBank genome assembly
AUGAAGGGCAACAGUAACGAACAGUCCUCAGUCGAGAAUCUCAUGGCAAAGUACUGUGACUAUUCUGAUCAAGGAAACAAUCAAAAGGCAAAGGAGAUUUUGGAAAGAGUGUUGGAACUACAAACGAAAGAAUUCGAUUCAGAUGAUUUGUCUGUGGCCGAGACUCUACAUCGUAUUGGUGAUGUGCUAGAGAGGGAAGAAAAGUUCGAUGAAGCCUUGGAGAAAUACAACAGAACCCUUGCGAUACGGUUGAAGAGACUGGGAGAGAAGCAUGCGGAUACAGCAGAUACAUACGAAACCAUAGGCAAUUUAUUUCUGUUACAUGGUAAUAACAGCGAAAAAGCCGAAGCGAUGUUGCGAAAAGCUCUGGAUAUUAAUCUUGAAAUUCAGCCCGAAAAUAUUUCUGAGUUGACUGAUCUGUACCAAAUGCUAGCUCUAUCAUUGCAGAAGCAGCUCAAGUUCUCAGAAGCGACCAAGGUACAAAAACAAAUACUUUCGAAACUACUACAAAUUCAUGGGGAAGACCACCCCAGUGUUGUGCUUGCAUAUCAAGGUAUUUACGGGCUGUUGCUACACCAAGACCGGUUCGAUGAUGCUCUUCAGAUGAUUGAUGAAGGCAUCAAAAUUUGCUCGCGUCUCCAAGGACCAAGCGGUUUUGACAACAAUACCGGUAUAUUGAUGGCAUUGCUCUACAACAAAGCAAAAUGCCUGGAAGCACUAGGGAACUUUGAAGGUGAAACGGAGGUGUCCACCAAAUUGGUAAUGCUAUCAAAGGAAAGGCUAGGUGAAAUGCACCCCUUAACAGCAGAUGCCUAUGAACAUCUUGCAGAAACAUAUGUGCGACAAGACUUGACGAGCGCUGCCAUGAAUCAAUAUGCGAGCGCCAUCCGUAUUCGGCGAAGGGUGCUUGGCGAUGUCCAUCCUAGCACAAGGAAGCUUGUGGCUACCCAUGAACUGUUGAAACGUGAUAAAAUUGCGAAUGAAGCCACAUUGCAGGGACUGAAAAUGAAAGCGCAAGGCGAUUUUAAAGAAGCGAUGCAACUCUUCCACAAGGCGAUGAGUACGUACGCCCAGAUCUAUAUUGUUCCUGAUCUCAGUUCGGCAGUAGUCUCCCACUGUGUUUCGGCGGUCAACAUUCAUGUGGCGGCAGUCCACGAGAAUAUUUCGGAUGUCUUUGUUGAACUGGGUUUGCUUGAACAUGGCGUUGCGGCGAGUGCAGAAGCCCUCAAGAUUCGACGAAGGACAUUUGGGGACGAUGAUGCUAGCACGAAGCGACACAUGGAAACGCAUAGAUCUUUGCUGAAACUUUUUUUGGAGCAUCGAAGCUAA